AGAAGAGAAACAAAAAAGGAAAAAAAGGUAAGUGUUUUAUGUUAUAAAUAUAAUUUUUAAAAAAAAGAGAGAAAAAACAGAUAAUUAAGAAAAACAAUAGAAAAAGUGAACGAUGGUAAAUAGUUUAUAUAAACGAUUCAAAUGGUACUGCAUGGUUAUGGGGCCCAUGCAGCCAUUUCAUUUCUACAUUAUAUAACAUCUCGUUGCCAUUCGUUUCAUGUUUUGUGUCACCAUUGUGGUGCUGUGCCUGUCCUUGUAGUGUCCCCCUCUGUGGUAUGGCCGUAGUGCCUAAUAAAGAAAACGUUGAGCGGCAGUUUUUUGGAAUUUGAGUUGUCGAUGACGGAGAGUUUUUUGAUGUGAGUUACAACGUUGAGUAUUUUUUGUUGAAAAAUUGAGUGUUAAUUAUUGCUGUUAAUUGUUGAUAUUGUUCACUGUUUUUAUAUCUUCCCGUUGUGGAAAAUGGAGAAGGCGCCGUUGGGUGGCCAGAGUUAUGCGGCCGCAACCGAAAGAGGAACAGAGGAAGGAAAACUAGAAAUAAUUGAAAUUAAAGUGUAGCCGAAGAAGAUGAAAGAAUGUGAGAAGUUGCUGGCGAAGGUCGGAGACACGCUGAAGUUGACACCACCUGUGGAACUGAUAAGCGGAGUAAGAAAGAUAACUGUGGUAUUUAAGACCAUGAAAAUAGCAACUAGAAAGAUAGAGCUCGCGACAGUGGAGGAGAUUGAGGAAUGCCUGAAAAGUAUCAGGAAGCAAACAACAUUUGUAACAAGAGGAAGAACGUAUGCCACUGUGGAGGUACGCUUUGCAACAGAAGUAGAAGCAAUUAAGAACUCCACGGAGGCUAUACGAUCGGAGGAAUGGGUGCUGUUGCCGUCGUACUGUGGCAAACGUGUGGCCAGAGUGCGAGUAGGCAAAGUACUCCCAGAGCUAGAAGAAGCAUGGCUGAUGACAGCAACAGUGAAUGUGUGCAUACGCAUGUAUACGGUUAUGUUUGUUUUCUUCGAUUUUAUUAAAAAUAGGAUGAAUCUAUAUUAAAUUCAUUUGUUGUUCAUUACGCAUCGAUGACCGUUAUUUGAAACGACCAAUCAAACAGAUCUAUGUGUUUCAAAUUUUAAAUUUUAUAUUACUUUUGAUUGCAUUGUUAUUCAUUUCCCAUUUCUAACAAAACUGUCCGAUGAACGGGAACGUGAAACUCAGAGUAACAGUCUUUUGUUAUAUUUCUGCUGCUUUUAAAUAAAGCAUA
Molecule: messenger RNA, 1240 nt
Organism: Octopus bimaculoides (California two-spot octopus)
Lineage: Eukaryota; Metazoa; Mollusca; Cephalopoda; Octopoda; Octopodidae
Molecular function (GO): nucleic acid binding; zinc ion binding
Source: RefSeq, a predicted model, not a curated record